Molecule: messenger RNA, 1560 nt
Organism: Aspergillus ochraceoroseus IBT 24754
Lineage: Eukaryota; Fungi; Ascomycota; Eurotiomycetes; Eurotiales; Aspergillaceae
Product: sugar porter family MFS transporter
Exons: 3
Coding region: 1-1560 (519 amino acids)
Biological process (GO): transmembrane transport; carbohydrate transport
Cellular component (GO): membrane
Molecular function (GO): carbohydrate:proton symporter activity
Source: RefSeq, a predicted model, not a curated record
AUGAAGCUCCCUAAGACUUACAACACGUAUUUCGUGGCGUUUAUCGCCACCGUCGGCGGAAUGCUGUUCGGUUUCGAUAUCUCCUCCAUGUCAGCUAUCAUUGGAACCCAGCAGUACAAGGACUUCUUUGAUAACCCAGGUGGUCUUCGUCAGGGCGCUAUCGGAUCUGCUCUUGCUGCUGGUUCCGUUGUAGGAUCUGCCAUUGCAGGACCCAUCUCCGAUAGAAUUGGCCGUCGCGACUCCAUUAUGUUCGCUUGUCUCUGGUGGCUUGCCGGUACUGCGGUCCAGACAUCCACUAACGGGUUUGCUUCAUUGAUUGCUGGUCGUGUCCUCAACGGUGUCUGUGUUGGAAUUACCAGUUCGCAAGUCCCAGUCUACCUCGCUGAGAUUGCGAAAAAGGAAAAGCGUGGCCAGCUCAUUGUGAUCCAGCAACUCGCCAUCGAAUGGGGCAUCCUCAUUAUGUACUUCAUUGGUUACGGAUGUAGCUUUAUUUCCGGCACAGCUUCUUUUCGAACUGCUUGGGGAAUCCAAUUUGUUCCCUGUAUUUUCCUCAUGGUUGGUUUGCCAUUCCUCCCACGCUCGCCUCGCUGGCUUGCAAAGGUCGAUCGCGUCGAGGAGGCCAUCGACACCCUUGCAAAGAUCCAAGCGAACGGCAAUCGGGACGAUCCCCUUGUCGUUGCGGAGUGGGAGGAUAUUACUGCAGUGCUUACAGCCGAGCGCAAUGCCCUGCCCGGCUGGCGAAAGUUUGUUUACAAUGGCAUGUGGAAGCGUACUCUGGCUGGUUUCACCGUGCAGAUGUGGCAACAGAACAGCGGUGCCAAUGUCAUGACCUACUAUGUCGUGUAUAUCUUCAUGAUGGCUAACCUAACCGGUAACAUCAACCUUAUCUCGUCCGGUAUCCAGUACGCGCUGUUCAUCAUCUUCACGACCUUCAUUUUCUUCUAUAUUGACAAGACCGGUCGUCGUCCUCUCCUCAUCUCGGGUGCUAUUCUCAUGGGGAUCUGUCACUUUGUCGUCGCCGGUAUUCUGUCCUCUGGAGAGUACGUUCCAGGAGGUGUUGAUGGCAACCCCAAUGUAGUGAUCCGGGUCCUUGGCUCCAAAUCCCACGCUGUCAUCGCCUUCUCUUACCUGCUGAUCAUCAUCUACGCGCUCACUCUCGCCCCUGUCUGCUGGGUGUAUGCUGCCGAGGUCUGGUCUCUGGAAACUCGCGCAACAGGUAUGGGUAUUGCUGCAAUCGGGAACUGGCUCUUCAACUUCGCUCUGGGUCUUUACAUCCCUCCUGGAUUCCAGAACAUCACGUGGAAAAUGUUUAUUGUAUUUGGCGUCAUGUGCUUCCUCGCCGCUAUUCAAUUCUUCUUCACGUACCCAGAGACAUGUGGAAAGACCCUUGAGGAAAUUGAGGAGAUGUUCGCGCCUGGUGGACCUAAGCCCUGGCACACCAAGCCCGGUAACUCCAAGCUUGAUGUUCUUGUUGACGAAGUUCGUACACAUAACAAGCACAUUGACCUCGAUAACAACGAGAUCAAGCCUGCGACUGAGGCUAAUGAGAAGGUUGAGUAA